Messenger RNA from Mercurialis annua (annual mercury), 1271 nucleotides. RefSeq names its product agamous-like MADS-box protein MADS3. Gene Ontology annotation, molecular function: protein dimerization activity; DNA-binding transcription factor activity, RNA polymerase II-specific; RNA polymerase II cis-regulatory region sequence-specific DNA binding. Bases 321 to 1058 code for a protein of 245 amino acids. Gene Ontology annotation, cellular component: nucleus. Gene Ontology annotation, biological process: positive regulation of transcription by RNA polymerase II. Lineage: Eukaryota; Viridiplantae; Streptophyta; Magnoliopsida; Malpighiales; Euphorbiaceae. The record is from RefSeq and is a predicted model, not a curated record. The transcript is spliced from 8 exons.
UGAGGAAAUAAGUGUUAGCAGUAGCAGAUAGAAAAGAAAAAGAAAGGUUGCUAAAAAUUAAAAUGGAAAAAAAGAAUAACAAAAACUGAGUUUCCAUUUUCUUGUAAAACAAAAUCUAAUAUUCCCUCUCCAUUACUAUAUUUUUGCUAUAAUAUUUGCAGCAACUCCCACUUCUUACAUACACUAUUAUAGCACCAAUUAUAAACUGAGCUCCUCUUGUUUUUUAUACCAUCUUUUUAAAAAACAACACUAUACACAUAGUUGCACCACACUGUAAUAUUCUUUGAUAUUGUAUUUGAUUGCUAGAUAUUGUGUUGAGAAUGGGAAGAGGACGAGUGGAGUUGAAGAGGAUUGAGAACAAGAUCAACCGGCAAGUCACUUUCUCCAAACGGAGAAAUGGGCUGUUGAAGAAAGCUUAUGAACUCUCUGUUCUUUGUGAUGCUGAAGUUGCCCUAAUCGUUUUCUCUAGCCGUGGCAAGCUAUAUGAGUUUGGUAGUGCUGGCACAACCAAAACCCUUGAGAGGUAUCAACGCUGCUGUUUUACUCCUCAAGAUAACAACAGCAUUGAACGCGAAACACAGAACUGGUACCAAGAAGUUAACAAAUUGAAGGCAAAGUAUGAAUCUCUGCAACGGACUCAAAGGCAUUUGCUUGGGGAAGAUCUGGGGCCACUAAGUGUAAAGGAACUGCAAAACCUUGAGAAGCAACUUGAAGGAGCCCUUGCACUUGCUAGGCAAAGAAAGACACAGAUUAUGAUUGAACAAAUGGAAGAUCUUCGCAAAAAGGAGCGUCACCUUGGAGACUUAAACAAGCAACUCAAAUAUAAGCUUGAAGCAGAAGGGCAAAAUCUCAACGCCAUUCAAGACCUAUGGCACACUGGUGCAACAGAUGGUCCUAGCCAUUUCACUUUGCAUCCUUCUCAAUCCAACCCCUUGGAUUGUGACCCCGGUCCUGUUCUACAAAUCGGGUACCAUAAUUUUGUUCAAGCUGAUCAAGGAUCUUCUCUUCCAAGAAGCAUGGGUGGUGAGACUAACUUCAUGCAAGGAUGGGUCCUUUGACCACUUCCAUCAAAUUCAAAUUAAUACAUAUAUAUAUAUUUAAGGAACCUGAAGUUUGUUGUGUUAUAUAUAAACUUAUAUAUAUCUUUGAAUUCUGAAUGGUUUUUUUGAUUUGACAUUGUGAUAUUAAUUUGGACAGUCUUAUAUGUGUAAGACAAACAACUGUUUAUUACAUUAAGACUUGAAAUCUUUCUAUAGCAUCCUUUAGCUAAA